AGUGAUGACACUAUAUGGAUAGUCCUUAUUGCAAGUUGCAAGAAACUUAAGAACAAUGGCCAAGAUAUUUUCUAUAGUUACAUUGGUGAUUUUGUGCGCCGUGAUCGGAGCUGAAGCUCGAAAAUGUUACGUGUGCCGUAACUGCCGUGAAGUAAAAUCAAACCAACAAGAAACAUGUCCUAGCAAAAAACCAAGUGGGUCAAGUCCCACACCAUCUGCAAGCAGCGCCACACCUACGGCUACACCAAUUGCAAGUACUGACACUCCAACGGUAACACCAACGGCAACACCAACUGCCAGCAGCGACACUCCAACGGCAACAGCAACUGCCAGCAGCGACACUCCAACGGCAACACCAACUGCCAGCAGCGAUACUCCAACGGCAACACCAACUGCCAGCAGCGACACUCCAACGGCAACAGCAACUGCCAGCAGCGACACUCCAACGGCAACACCAACUGCCAGCAGCGAUACUCCAACGGCAACACCAACUGCAAGCAGCGAAACUCCAACGGCAACAGCAACUGCCAGCAGCGACACUCCAACGGCAACAGCAACUGCCAGCAGCGACACUCCAACGGCAACACCAACUGCCAGCAGCGACACUCCAACGGCAACAGCAACUGCCAGCAGCGACACUCCAACGGCAACACCAACUGCCAGCAGCGAUACUCCAACGGCAACACCAACUGCAAGCAGCGAAACUCCAACGGCAACAGCAACUGCCAGCAGCGACACUCCAACGGCAACACCAACUGCCAGCUCCGACACUCCAACGGCCACACCAACUGCAAGCAGUAAUACUCCAACAGCAACACCAACUGCAAGCAGCAACACUCCAACGACAACACCAACUGCCAGCAGCGGCACUCCAACGGCAACACCAACUGCAAGCAGCGCCACACCUACAGCAACACCAACUGCCAGCAGCGACACUCCAACGGCAACACCAACUGCAAGCAGUAAUACUCCAACGGCAACACCAACUGCAAGCAGUAAUACUCCAACAGCAACACCAACUGCAAGCAGUAAUACUCCAACAGCAACACCAACUGCAAGCAGCAACACUCCAACGGCAACACCAACUGCCAGCAGCGACACUCCAACGGCAACACCAACUGCAAGCAGUAAUACUCCAACAGCAACACCAACUGCAAGCAGUAAUACUCCAACGGCAACACCAACUGCCAGCAGCGGCACUCCAACGGCAACACCAACUGCAAGCAGUAAUACUCCAACAGCAACACCAACUGCAAGCAGUAAUACUCCUACGGCAACACCAACUGCAAGCAGUAAUACUCCAACAGUAACACCAACUGCCAGCAGCGACACUCCAACGGCAACACCAACUGCAAGCAGUAAUACUCCAACAGCAACACCAACUGCAAGCAGCAACACUCCAACGGCAACACCAACUGCCAGCAGCGACACUCCAACGGCAACACCAACUGCAAGCAGUAAUACUCCAACAGCAACACCAACUGCAAGCAGUAAUACUCCAACGGCAACACCAACUGCCAGCAGCGGCACUCCAACGGCAACACCAACUGCAAGCAGUAAUACUCCAACAGCAACACCAACUGCAAGCAGCAACACUCCAACGGCAACACCAACUGCCAGCAGCGGCACUCCAACGGCAACACCAACUGCAAGCAGCGCCACACCUACAGCAACACCAACUGCCAGCAGCGACACUCCAACGGCAACACCAACUGCAAGCAGUUAUACUCCAACAGCAACACCAACUGCAAGCAGCAACACUCCAACGGCAACACCAACUGCCAGCAGCGACACUCCAACGGCAACACCAACUGCAAGCAGUAAUACUCCAACAGCAACACCAACUGCAAGCAGUAAUACUCCAACGGCAACACCAACUGCCAGCAGCGGCACUCCAACGGCAACACCAACUGCAAGCAGUAAUACUCCUCCGGCAACACCAACUGCAAGCAGUAAUACUCCAACAGCAACACCAACUGCAAGCAGCAACACUCCAAUGGCAACACCAACUGCCAGCAGUGACACUCCAACGGCAACACCAACUGCAAGCAGUAAUACUCCAACAGCAACACCAACUGCAAGCAGCGGCACUCCAACGGCAACACCAACUGCCAGCAGCGGCACUCCAACGGCUACACCAACUGCAAGCACUGACACACCUACGGCUACACCAACUGCAAGCAGCAACACACUUACUGCUGAUGAGCCCGAGUUCAUCUCACGAGGACGACGAUCAUUGCUCUCUAUAAUGCAGGCUAGAGACAUGUAUGAUUCCGAAACAGAAGUUCAGUGCAUAGUUGCAACUUACAUGGAAAAUGGUGUAGAAAUUAUUUCUCGUGGUUGCCACUACCCAUCAGAAGAUGAGAAAUCAGAAACCUCGUUAGAAGAAUGUCGCGAUGUAGCUGGAUCUUCAACAAAUAUUACUAAAUGUAGUGUUUGCAAAUCAGACCUUUGCAACGCCUCUGAUGACGCCGAUUUAAUUCAGAAAGAGCCAGAUAAUUUAGAAUCGGAUACAGAGGAACGGUCGGCUUCGCCUCAAGCUUACAAUUCCGUUAGCAAUAGGCUUGCUAGACCUGGCCUGUACCCAACACAGAUACGUCUGGUGGAAUGUUACGCCUGUGUCGACUGUCCUACAGUACUAGCAAAUACUACCACUAAAUACUGCCCUUACACCAACGAUCCCACUAAAAACAACAAAUGCGUCCUUUACGCUGAGAAGUAUAAACAAAUGGAGAGACCCUGGUACAUUCGCGGCUGUGCUUCGGAACGAGGGUCAUGUGCAGAAAUCACAAGAGCUGAGAGCGCUAACGCAAGAAUUGUAAAGCUGCUACACUGUUCAGAGUGCGAUGGGGACAGAUGUAAUAUAAAUGGCGUGGCUCGUUCACUCCCUAACCUCUUUGCCGCUAUACUCUUUGUAAGAAAUGGGAAAAAUGUUUCAAAGAUCAACUGUAUCCGUGAAAAUUCCAGUUCGAAUACAGCAUGUUGUAACAUCCGAAGUCGAUUCAGCUCGAAGAAAUGA
This is a messenger RNA of Spodoptera exigua (beet armyworm), 3019 nucleotides long. NCBI's taxonomy places the organism in Eukaryota, Metazoa, Arthropoda, Insecta, Lepidoptera, Noctuidae. The record is from the annotation of a GenBank genome assembly.